Messenger RNA from Nestor notabilis (Kea), 1383 nucleotides. It is a transcript of the gene BPIFB2, whose product is annotated as BPI fold containing family B, member 2. The record is from RefSeq and is a predicted model, not a curated record. Gene Ontology annotation, molecular function: lipid binding. The coding region runs from base 1 to 1383 and encodes 460 amino acids. The transcript has 16 exons. Lineage: Eukaryota; Metazoa; Chordata; Aves; Psittaciformes; Psittacidae.
AUGGGAACACCGGCCAGGAAAGGCACCAGCAUGGUGAAGCUCCGCACUCUGAGCAUCCUCCUGAGCCUCCUGGUCCCCGCUCACAGCACCCGGUCACCCGACUGCGGGGGCAUCCUCACCCCAUUAGGACUGAGCUACUUCGCUGAAAUUUCAAAGCCACACGCAGAGACAGUCCUCAGGCAGGACCUAACAGCUCCAGCAGUUCCCAACCUGCUUGUCGGCUCCACGAAGCCCAGCAGGACCGAAAUCGACUCUGUCAAAGUCACUGAGCUGUCUCUGUCGCUCAUCCCCGACUCCGGGCUGCGGCUGAGCGUCGAUGUGGACCUUGGCAUCACACCCGCACCCUCGACCACGAAGGCCAUGAGACUGUCCAUCCGGGCAGACCUCCACGUGGAAAUGAACCCCGAAGGGAACCUGGAGCUGGUGACCUCUGCCUGCAAACCCACCGUGGAGGAGGUGCAGAGCACGGAGGAGAGCAAGUCCUCUAGUUCAGAGCUGGACAAGGAGAUUAACGUCGAUAAGAUUUGCCUGGAAGUCUCCAAACUGCUGCUUUCACCAAAUGAAGAGCUGAUCUCUCUGACAGCUCAGUUCCCCGUCACCCCGAGCUGCCAGCUCCAGUACCUGCCCCUGGCUGCACCCGUGUUCUCUGAGCAGGGAAUCACCAUAUCCCUGCAGACAACUUUCCAGGUGGCGGGAAUGGCGAUCCCGCUGCCAGUCAGUCCCGUGCCAUUCAACAUGCCUGAGCUGGCGAGCUCCAGCCCUGCCCACCUCACCCUGGCUUUCUCUGAGCACUUCUACACCGGCCUCUUCUUCGCCCUGGAGAUGGCUGGAGCCUUCAACAUGACCAUCCUGAGCCCGCUGACCACCGCCACGGUGGCACCCAAGAUCUCCCAGAUGGGCUCCCUGUUCCCGGAGGACCUGCCGGUGGUGCUGCAAGCCGUGUUCCGGAGCUCGUCGCGGGUGGUGCUGGAGGAGGGCAAGGCAGCGCUGAAGCUCUUCCUCACCGUCCACGUUGGGGUGGGAUCGCCGGCAUUCCAGAGCUUCCUGAGCGUGAACGUGGAUAUGUCUGCAGGACUCCUCCUCAGCGUCGCCAACACGAGGAUGAUGAUCUCUGCACCAGUGAUAGAGGAUGUUGAGCUCAGCCUGGCUGCCUCUGACGUGGGUCCCGUGCCGGCUGCCUUACUGGAGGAGCUCUUUUUGCCCACAAUCCGUGCAGAGGUGCCAGCUCAGAUCAAUGUGGUGCUGAGUGAAGGCGUGGUCCUGCCCCACAUCUCCAGCUUCACCUACACCGACAUCAACGUCGUGAUUCACAAGGACUACGUCUUGGUGCCCUGCAACCUGCGGCUCCAGGCGAGGACCGGAGCACAGACCACCCUGGGCUGA